AUGGAUAAAAAAACAGCUUGUGCCCAUAUUCCCGAGCCUUCUGAAUUUGAGUAUAAUACUAGAGAUGCUAUUAUCUAUGCACUUGGAGUUGGAGCCCGUGCUAAAGAAGAUUUAUGCUAUGUUUAUGAAAACGCCAUGGACUUCAAAGUCCUCCCAUCAUUUAUCGUCGCUCCUGGUUUCCAAGCUCAUACUUUGAUGGAUUGGCCAGGAGUAGAGUUCGAUUUGCAAAAAGUGCUCCAUGGAGAGCAAUAUAUCGAAGUAUUGCAUCCACUUCCAGCUGAAGGAAAAUUGAAAUCUGAAGCUAGAGUAGUGGAUAUUCUUGAUAAAGGAUCAGGAGCUCUAAUUCUCGGAAACGUAACAACUUAUGACGAAAAUGGAAAGAAAGUUGCAGUUCAACAGUUCAGCACCUUCCAAACCGGUUACGGUAACUUUGGAGGAGACCGCACAUCUCCACAUGAAUUCAAGGCAGCUACAGUACCAGAUCGUGCUCCAGACGCUGUGAUUGAACAGAAAACAUCAGUUGAUCAGGCGGCUCUUUAUCGUCUGGGAUCUGGUGACAUGAAUCCUCUUCAUGUGGAUCCACAAUUUGCUAAAAUGUCGGGAUUCAAAACUCCAAUUCUUCAUGGAUUGUGCAGUUUAGGAUUUUCAACUAGGCACGUCAUCGCUGCUUGGGCUGGAAAUGAUUCAGACAAGUUCAAGGCGAUGAAGGUUCGUUUCUCAUCUCCAGUGCUACCCGGACAGACGUUGGUAACAGAAACCUGGAAGACUGGAAAUCGAAUUGUAUUCCAAAUGAAAGUCAAAGAAACGGGAAAAAUUGUCAUCUCAAACGCAUAUGUUGAUUUGACCGAAGCAUCAGAACUUCCAACCGUUCCAACUGAUCUUGCUUCCAAAUUGUAA
Caenorhabditis briggsae is the source of this 897-nucleotide messenger RNA. RefSeq names its product Protein CBR-MAOC-1 (gene Cbr-maoc-1). NCBI's taxonomy places the organism in Eukaryota, Metazoa, Nematoda, Chromadorea, Rhabditida, Rhabditidae. Bases 1 to 897 code for a protein of 298 amino acids. Gene Ontology annotation, cellular component: peroxisome. The record is from RefSeq and is a predicted model, not a curated record. The transcript is spliced from 4 exons.